AAAUGUCAUCUAUUCUUAAUAAAUUUAGAAAGCAACCUUAAAAUGAUGUACCACCAGGAAUCAAAAUAGAGAAUACUUUAUUUGGCUAAUAAAAUGGAACUUAUUAGCCUCCUUUGAUUCCAGCUGUUUAAUUGCCCCAAACUACUUAGCCAAGAUUAAAAGGAAGACCUGGAGGAGGUUUUUACAAAUUUGUAUUUUAGGCUGGGAUGAUGAACCUUAACCACAAUAGUAAUAACAAUAAAUUUAAUCCACACAACCAACUAAUACUAUCAAUCUAAUUAAUGAUACUCCACCUAAGAAAAUUGAAAACAAAACAAAUGUGGAUAUUAUACCACCAUUAUCAACAUUCAAUAAUAACAUUUAAUUAAGUAGGGUGACAGAGUAUAAAAUAGGAUAACUGUUAACUUAUGAAGAAUUAGAAAUUGGAGGAUUGUAUGUUUAUUCUAUAAUAUUUUAGUGAAUUUGAAUUUCACCUAGUAGAUGAAGUAAUUAAAUUAGGGGGCAUUAAAUUAAAAUAAAGUGAUGCAGUACUAAAAGAAUUUGCCAGAGCUUGCUAAACUUUAUAAGAAUAAUUGAUUGGUAGUAUUCUUUUGAAUAAACUCUACAGUGAAGAAAAUUGGAAAGUUCAAAUAGUAAAAAGUUCAAUCUAUUUUUUUAGAGAUGCAUAUAUGCAAUUUAAUUUAUUAGUUAGCAAUAUUAAAACUAUAGAGAUUUCUUUUAAAUUAAUCAGAAUUAUUUAAAAAUUGACACAGAUUAACAAAUAUUAUAAUCAACAAUAGAAUAAACUAUUUAAGAGAUUAAUGGAUAAUAGAUAUAAAAAUAAAAAGUAAUAAUAAUAUUUAUUUUAAGGAAUUUUAAUUUGAGUUUCGUGAACCACCAAAACCAUAAUAAAAUAUAACAUAAUAAUAAAUAAAUCUAAUUGAAAUUGGAAAUAAUGAUAAUUAAUAAAAAUAGCAACAGCAAUAAAAACUUGAUUUAAAAUCGCUAAAAAUAAAAUAACCUUAAGUACAAUAGCAAUCUCAAUAAUAAUAAUAACAAUAAUAUUAACAGAGUUAAUAAAAUACUAAUCAAAUAAAUUUACUAGAGGCAUUUAAUGAAAUUUCAUUACAAAAUUAUAAUUAAAACUAGUAAUAAUAAUAAUACUAAUAAUAAUAAUAAUAAUAAUAAUAAUAAUAAUAAUAAUAAUAAUAAUAAUCCUAAUAAGGAGCUAUUAGUUUUGAUGAAAUAUUAAAUACUUAAUAAUUAUCUCAAACAGCAUAAUAACCACAAUAAAAAAAGAAUGCUUUUGGAUUUCUAAAAAAAGAUCAACAAUAAUAAUCUUAAUAAUAGUAACCUUAAUAUUAAAAAUAAGAAUAACCAUAAUUAAAUACACUUUUAUUGCAAACACCUCAGUAAAUAUAUCAGUAGCCAGCCUUAAAUCAACAGUAAGUUUCUAAUAUUUAAUCUGCAUAACCAUAAAAUUUGUAUAAUGUAUAAUAAUCAGCUUCUUUAGGAUAACCUAAUUUUUCCUAAGCAUUUACACAAUAUAACAUCUAACAAUAACAAUAUAAUUUAGUUUAGCAAACAUAAUUUACAUAAGAAUAGCCAAAAUAAAAGCAAUAAACCAAUCCAAAAGAAAAUGCUUUUGAUUUCCUAAAUUUCUGA
Paramecium sonneborni is the source of this 1644-nucleotide messenger RNA. The record is from the annotation of a GenBank genome assembly. NCBI's taxonomy places the organism in Eukaryota, Ciliophora, Oligohymenophorea, Peniculida, Parameciidae.